AUGAAUUUUGCCAGACUAAUUAUUAAACAGCAUUGUGCUGUCCUCACGGUAUUCCAGACACCAAAACACUUUUCCACCAAAAUCACACCAAAACUUUCAUCAUUGUAUCAUAAAUUGCCAGCAGUGCCGACAAAUUUGGAACUUAAAUUACAGGAUUUAGAAGCGAGGGCUAUAUCAACACCUCAACGUGGAGCACAUAAAGUGGCGGCGGCAACAGCUACAAAUACUGCCCAGACAUUGUCGAAAAAUGUUCCUCUGAGUCAGGUGAAUAAACGUAAAAAACGUGCCGGCAAAGCUGACUUAGCCGCAUUGGGUUAUUUUAAUGUGGCCGCAUUUUCUACAGCCGAGGAAUAUGAUUUGGAAAAUCUUCUGGAAGCCUUGAGACAACAAGAACUGUACGAUGCUAAGAAAUUCUUUUCAACAGAUAAUUUGGGUUUGGAACAGGAUGUACUUUAUGUCACGGCCAAAUACCAAGUCGGUGAGGAGGAUCGGGAUAUUUUCUUCUUUCGUGAAGGAUCUGUGGUAAUGUGGAAUUUCAAUGACAUUGAGACAAAUAAUGUUUUGUCAUUCUUGAGACCAUUCGAAAAGGAGGCUUACCUACGGCCAUUGGUACGCAGUGAAAGUGAAGUUAUGCCCUAUACCUAUAUACCUCCAUCCGCCAUUGAUGUGGAGGGUGAUAUUGUGUCGUCCAGUGAUGUAGAACCGGCCAAGGCAUUCUUUCAAGGUGGCAAAUUUUUCCUUACAUCGGGGGAGGAUAACUUUUUCUCGAAAUACACAUUCUCAAAUGCCUUGGCCACGUCUGUAAAACUGGGUAUAUGGGAGGCGACGUUGGACAGAUAUAUCGAUUCUAUGGAAUUUCUAACAAACGACAUGAAAAAGGGAAGGCGCAUUCGAAUUUCAAGAGCAGAAGUUUUGAGAAAAACCGGCGAACUGUUGGCAUUACGUCAUGUCAUUAAUUUAUCAUCGGAUCUACUGGACACACCCGAUUUCUAUUGGGAUCGUGAAGAGUUGGAAACGCUGUAUUUGCAGAUAUGCAAUUAUUUCUCAAUAUCACGCAGAACGAAAGUUAUGAACGAGAAAAUCAAUCAUUGUGUUGAGUUGGCCGAACUGAUAUCGCACAAUUUGAACGAGGCACACAAUACACGUUUGGAAUGGAUGAUAAUCAUAUUGAUUAUGAUUGAAGUUGGUUUCGAAAUUAUCCAUUAUUUAGAUCGUUAUUAUGUUAAGGAAGAUGAGGCGGCGGGUGCUAAUGGCAAUAAAGUAUUAGCCCACUAG
Musca vetustissima is the source of this 1275-nucleotide messenger RNA. RefSeq names its product required for meiotic nuclear division protein 1 homolog. Gene Ontology annotation, biological process: positive regulation of mitochondrial translation. The transcript has a single exon. Bases 1 to 1275 code for a protein of 424 amino acids. The record is from RefSeq and is a predicted model, not a curated record. Lineage: Eukaryota; Metazoa; Arthropoda; Insecta; Diptera; Muscidae.